GAAAACCCAGCGUGAGCUCAUCACCUGCCUGUCUGCUGAGUGUAGGCGUGAACUGCCCCGCCCUUCCUGCACCUGUGCGUUCACAAGCUCCGCCCACGCGUCAGGUGUUUUCAGACGAAACUCGACUGGAGUAAAGAGGAUGUUACUCAUGCCGGCUGGACUUGAUGAAACACUCCACAAACACUUUACCUUCAGCUUGUGUCACCAUAUACCGAUACCAGACAACAACAAGUGGACGGUUUACAUGCAGUGAUGGAGGUGAAAGGCUGCAGGUCAGAGCUGGAAGUGUUCAGGAGGUCGACGAUUGAGACCGUGUCCAGAAGAGAUUCUGUUUCUGUGAAAUGUUCUCCAUCUUCCCAAAUCCUUCAGAUGUCAACACCUCGAUCGAUACCUCUGACAUACAGCAUUCCAACUAAAAGGGAGUUUCGAGCUUCAUCUGCACCUUUGAUUCCCAAUCCGUUUCCAGAGCUCUGCAGUCCCACACACUCCCCAGUGCUGACCGGAUCCUUCAGCGGGAGGGAUCCUCCCUCCAACAGCAGCACACACGUGCUUCGGGUUUUUGGGGACGCCACACACAGUCGGUCGGUUUUGGUGACGUCGGGGACGACGGCGCAUGAUGUUUGUCGUAUGCUAGCACAGAACGCACACUGUACGGAUGAGGAAAGCUGGGCUCUCAUUGAACAUCAUUCUGCUUUAGGCCUGGAGCGCUGUCUGGAAGACCAUGAGCUUGUGGUGCAGGUACAGUCAUCCUGGCAUGUAGAAAGCGACACAAAGCUGAUCUUCCGCAAAAACUACGCUAAGUACGAGUUCUUCAAAAAACCUGUGUUAUUUUUCCCAGAGCACAUGAUAUCUGACAGCGCUGAUGUCACUAAAGGCAGGACAUCAUCAGAGCUGGUGCAGAAUAUGGUGAAGAGUGGCUCCUGUCCAGAGAGUCAAGGCUUUCUCCAUGUGAGAGAGGGCGGAAAAAAGUCCUGGAAGAAACUCUAUUUUGUUUUACGACGCUCUGGACUGUACUGCUCCAACAAAGGACAGUCAAAGGAACCUCGGCACCUGCAGUUCGUCGGAGAUCUGGAAGAUCUGAAUGUGUUCACAGUGUUCAAUGGCCAUAAACUUUACGGGGCUCCGGGAGAGCAUGUCUUCUGCAUUAAGGCCUCAAAAGACAGGUUUCGCUGUCAGGAUUUGAAGCUGAUGUGUGCCGACAGUGAGCAGAGUCGUACGUGCUGGAUCACGGCCUUCAGAUUGUUUAAGCAUGGGAAACAGCUCCAGUGUAACUACCAGCUCUCCCAAUCCAGUGCCAGACUUCACAAAUCAUCACGACAAGACUCCAAGUAUGCAGACCGGGAGGAGUCGAUGGUGGCCAUGGAUUUUUCAGGGAAGAGCGGCGGACGAGUGAUUCAGAACCCACAUGAGGCCCAGAAUGCCGAGCAGGAGGAAGGACGCAACUGGCGGAAGAGAGAAGCGUUGCGUCACAGUUUACCCACCAACGGUCACGGGUCACAUCUGUCCGCGGUUCAUCGGGUUCAGCCGUGGUUCCAUGGGGGCGUGUCUCGAAAUGAAGCUCAAAGGCUAUUGGAGGAGCAGGGUCAGGUGGAUGGGAUGUUUUUGAUUCGUGACAGUCAGCUGCACGCGCAGUGCUUUGUGUUGUCCUUGUGUUAUAAACUGAAGACCAAACACUACCUCAUCAUUCCCUUAGAACAAGGGGAUAAACAGUACUACACUAUGGACGAUGGUGUCACACUGUUUACAGAUCUGCUGCAGUUGGUGGAGUUUCACCAGAUUAACCGCGGCAUCUUACCCGUUUGUCUCAAACACCCCUGCACUUGCAUUGCAAUCUAAACCUUCAACUUUGACCUCUCCCUCAAACCUAGGACCUAAAUGAACCAGCACCAGUCUCUGGACCAUUAACGUUUUCAUUUUAUGACUCGAAAUGGAUGUCAGGACAUUCACAGUUUUUCAUAAUCCCCCCAAAAAAGACUAUUUCUGUACAUAGUAAUUCUAUUUAUAUUUGAUAUACCUCUAGCACACUUUAGAGCGUAUAUAGGUCUUUAAUAUUGGUUAUCCUACCAAAAAUACUCUAAUAGUUUAUGGAAUAUUUGUUUACAAGCUAUUUGUAUUUAUCAUCCUUCUAUCCGGGAAUGUUUCUAAACCGGAAAGUGCACAAUCAUGUGGGAAUUUCCUGCUAUUCCUUCUUUCAACACUGGGAAGCGCACUGAUGCUUUGAAUGCUUUACUGCUCAUUUAUUCUUAAUUUAUGCAAUAGUCAUGCAGGGAUACAUUAAUGCAUAUCUGAAGUUUCAUAAGGAGACUAUUUCAAUGUAGCAGAUUUAGUAUUAAUCUUAUUAUUAUUAUUGGUAAUAUUUUUUUUUUUCUUCAACACCAUGUCUAAUUUAUGGGUGUUUUUUCAUAAUACUGACGAUUAAGAUAAUCGAGGCCAGUUUACAUUUGCUUUAUUCUAUAUUUUUAUUUAGUUUAUUCUGUUUUAUCUUUGUUUAGUACUUGUUCUGGUUAACAGUUGUACUUGUGCAUGUAAUUUAAUUCUGACCAAAACCUCAAAAUGA
Molecule: messenger RNA, 2557 nt
Organism: Sinocyclocheilus grahami
Lineage: Eukaryota; Metazoa; Chordata; Actinopteri; Cypriniformes; Cyprinidae
Product: growth factor receptor-bound protein 7-like
Exons: 15
Coding region: 253-1836 (527 amino acids)
Biological process (GO): signal transduction
Source: RefSeq, a predicted model, not a curated record